UGCCAACUUUAAUUUAGUCAAGGAAAGAAAAGUAAACGGAUGACAUUUGUAUCUUCUGCUAUCUAAUAUUUCUGUUUAAUAACCGGUGGAAAAUGAUAUUAAUUUUAGUUAUGUAUAAUUUGGGUAUUAAUUUUUAAUUUACAUACAAUUUGCAGGAGAGGAAAACAUCGUAGUAAUAUUGAAGUGUUACGGAUCAUAUUUCUAUAUAUAAAUCCAAAUAAAAUAUAUAUAUUCUAGAAAUUAUGGAAUUUUGCAAUUUUAUUAAAAAAUAAAAAAUAAAGAUAUGUAUUCUAUAAAAACACCUUCGCUUCGCAUCGAUGAGGCGGAUUUGAAAUGUAAAAAUGGUUGUGGUUUUUAUGGCAAUGCAGAAUGGGAAGGAUAUUGCAGCAAAUGUCAUCGAGAACAUUUACAAAAGCAACGAGCACAAAGAGAGUAUAUAUCAAACUUACAAACUGUCGACAUAGAUACAUCUAAUAGAACUUUAUCUACUGGAUAUCAUAAACACGAAGAAAAGAAAUCUCAACAAGAAAAGAAAUAUAAAUUAUUAAAUAUUUCUUUUCGAAAGCCUACAUCAAAGUUACAAGGAUGCCAAGAAUUACUUUAUGAAUUAACAAAGGAUAAUUCAGAUCUUGAAAAAAUAAAAGCUGAAAAUAGAGAUCUUAUAGCUUCAAUAGUGAAAACACCAGUUGAAAAAGAUGUACGAAAAUGUAUACAUUCAUUUGUAGUAGAUAUCCUUCAGAACAAAGAUAUCAAAAGAAUAGAGGAAUUAUCAGAAAUAACACAGAAUUUUUAUCAAGUGUUUGCUAAACGUUUAGAAAAUAGUGUUAAAUAUACAGAUAUAUCUGCAGAUAUUAAAGAAAGAUUGUUAGAUUAUGUUGAAAAAUAUUCCAUGACAUUAUUGUACAGAAUUUUAUUUUGUCCACCGUUCACAACAGAUGAAGAAAAAGAUUUAGCAAUUCAAAAAAGAAUAAGACAAUUAAAUUGGGUCAGUGGAAAGAAUUUAGAAUGUAGAAUUCAUGAAACAAGUUCUGAAGUUAGAGAACUUGUAUAUACAUCUAUAACAGAUUUACUAAAUAUGGAUUCUGCUAAAGCUCCACAGGAAAAGUUAGCAUGCGUUAUUUAUUGCUGUAGAAAUAUAUUUUUAUUAUUACAACAAUCUGUAGGUGGUCCAGCUUCUGCAGAUGAAUUUUUACCUGCUCUUAUUUUUAUUGUUUUAAAAGCCAAUCCUGCACGACUUAAAAGUAAUAUAAACUUCAUAACAAGAUUUUGUAAUGCUAGUAGACUAAUGACAGGAGAAGGGGGAUACUACUUUACAAAUUUGUGCUGUGCUGUAUCAUUUAUUGAAAACUUAACUGCUGAAUCUUUGAAUAUGGCUGAGAAAGAUUUUAACGCUUAUAUGUCAGGAGAAAGAGUACCAGCAAAUACAUGGGAAUCAGCACUAAUGAUGUGUGAAAGCUUGCACUUGAUGUGCGAAGAUAUAACGUUACUUGAUAAAUUAAAGGCAAAAAAUUUAGAAAUAAUAAAUGAAGCAAAAGAAUUACAAUGUAGAAUGACACAAUUUAAAGAAGAUAUAGAAGUUAAAGUAGCUACUGCAAUUGAGAAAUCACCAUUAUUAAUAACACAUAGUCAGAGAUUGCCUACAAAUUUAGAUUCAGAUAAUAUCGAAAAUUAUCAAUUACCACCGCCUAUUAUACCUCAGGUAUAUUCACACCCUGUUAAUGACCAAUCCAAUAACAUUUCACUGACAAAUAAUUCAGUUGAUUUGAGAACCUCACUGAUGGAUGAUUGUAUUACACCGUCUCCAACAUUUGAUUUUCCUUCUUUCACUGGCGAUGGUAGUUUAGAUGUUAGUAAAGCAGAUGAUGAAACAAGUCUAAUCAGUUUAGAUACACAAUGUGAUUUAUUGAUGACUGAUUCUCAAUUACAUGAAAAAGAUACACCUGAUAUAUUGUUGGGAAAUUCAAGUACUUCUAGUGCAAAUCUCGUAUCAUCUAUUGAAUCAAUAGGUCAAGAAGAUUAUCAUGGUUUUACUAUACAAGGAUCACAUAUACCAACAAUCCCUUGCAGUACAGGUGAUUUGUCCAUUAAUUCUGCAGAAUUGUCAUCGGACAGUCAUUACUCUACAUAUUUUCAUAAGAUGUAAUGCUAUUUAUAAAAUCAUUCUAAAAUUUAUAAAAUUAUUCUUUGGAUAAUUACACAUGAUAAAUUUAAAGUGAUAAAAUUAUCAAUAGAAAACAGAUUAGAGCAUUCCUUCUUAUGAAUAUGUAUCAAGUAUUAAUUUAGAAUUAAUGAUUAUUAUAAUCUAUUAAUACAUCAUACUACUUUUGAAUUUAUCGAUUAAGAAAUUAAAUCAAUAUUUCAAUAUAUUCAGUGAAAGCUAAUCAAUUAUUAUCAUUAUUGUAUAUAAAUAAAGUGAUUUAAUGUAAGAUUUCAGUUUUGAUCAUAUAUUAAUUAGAUAGU
Messenger RNA from Vespa mandarinia (Asian giant hornet), 2460 nucleotides. It is a transcript of the gene Rabex-5, whose product is annotated as Rabaptin-5-associated exchange factor for Rab5. Gene Ontology annotation, biological process: vesicle-mediated transport. Gene Ontology annotation, cellular component: cytosol; endocytic vesicle. The record is from RefSeq and is a predicted model, not a curated record. Gene Ontology annotation, molecular function: zinc ion binding; DNA binding; guanyl-nucleotide exchange factor activity. NCBI's taxonomy places the organism in Eukaryota, Metazoa, Arthropoda, Insecta, Hymenoptera, Vespidae.